GUGCGUGUAUGAAGAUACUCGAGCUUGAUAGUAAAAAGGAUUUUGAUGCCAAGGUAGCUGUGAUCGAUUUUUGGACUAAGAAGAUCUUAAUCGCUAAUGUAAGACCUGAGUUCCUUACUGAGAUCCAAAAAUUCCCCUUUCCAAUCCAAAGACUUAUUGCAGAAGAAGCGUAUGCAGUUUCAAAAAAGGUGCAAGAAGGAAAAAAGAUGCCCAAUCUUAAAACAGCCGAAUGUUUUUGCAAAUUCUUUACCCAGUAUAUGUUACCUUGUCGCCAUAUCUUUCAUAAACAACUUUGUGGCGAUUCCAAUAUUCUUAUGUUGGAAAUGUGGUAUUACUUUCAAGGAACCUUUAAAGAAAGUGGUAUAGAAGUAUAUCAGUCACGUCAAUUGGUGGAAAUACUACUAAUUCAACGAUCAGAUGCUGAAAAAACAUAG
Racocetra persica is the source of this 434-nucleotide messenger RNA. The record is from the annotation of a GenBank genome assembly. Lineage: Eukaryota; Fungi; Glomeromycota; Glomeromycetes; Diversisporales; Gigasporaceae.